Sorghum bicolor (sorghum) is the source of this 1659-nucleotide messenger RNA. Its product is annotated as transcription factor HHO5-like. Gene Ontology annotation, biological process: regulation of DNA-templated transcription. The transcript has 5 exons. Gene Ontology annotation, molecular function: DNA binding; DNA-binding transcription factor activity. The record is from RefSeq and is a predicted model, not a curated record. NCBI's taxonomy places the organism in Eukaryota, Viridiplantae, Streptophyta, Magnoliopsida, Poales, Poaceae. The coding region runs from base 200 to 1228 and encodes 342 amino acids.
AUGCCAGGGCGGGCGCACCUCCGGAAUCCAGAUCCCCUCGCACGCAGUCACACCCACCCCCACCCACCGCCUUCCGCCUCUUUUGCUCUCGUGUUUCCUCGUCGUCUCGGCUUCCGGUCGCCGAUUCUUCUGCGCAGAGAAGAUUCCUUGUGGUGGUGCGUGCUCGCUCGUCCUUUGUUUCUUCGUCUCGUUCGCGUGCAUGGGGCUGGACGUCGGUGAGAUCGGGAUGGGCCUGGAUCUGGGUCUCGACCUCAGGCUGUUCGCCGCGCGGACAGCCGGCGGGAUGGCGGCGGCCGCGGCCAAGGGUGCGCCGGCGGGGAUCGAGUCCUGUAUCAGGAGCCUCGAGGAGGAGCGCAAGAAGAUCGAGGUGUUCAGGCGCGAGCUCCCGCUCUGCGCGCGCCUCCUCGCCGACGUGAUCGACGAGUUGAAGGAGGAGGCCGCCAAGAGAGGCGGAGGAGACGCGGACGCGAAGGCGGACGACGGCGACAAGCGGAAAUGGAUGAGCACCGCUCAGUUGUGGGUGGACAGCGAAGCCAAAUCGGACGAGUCUGAUAAGGAGCAUCAGAGUGAAAUCACCUCGCCGGAGCCCAAGUUGCUCGGUGGCGCACCCAUGCCCAUAAGGGCCGUUGCGGCUGUACCACCCCUGCCGCCGCCGUUCUUCAGGAGAGAAGACAGCUCUGCCGGCACUUGUCUGUCGUUGGUAUCGCCGGCAUCUAAGGCCCCGAUUUCUCCCGUGGCUACCAGCGAUAACGCCAGCGGCAGAUUUUGUCCCACCAUGCCACCAUCUGGCUCUUCUGGGGUCACCUUGCACUCUCAGGCUCAGCAGCAGGCUAGCAGGAAGGCGAGGCGGUGCUGGUCGCCGGAGCUUCACCGGCAGUUCGUCGCCGCUUUGCAUCAACUCGGCGGCCCUCAAGUUGCUACUCCGAAACAAAUCAGGGAGGUGAUGCAAGUGGACGGUCUUACAAAUGAUGAAGUGAAAAGCCAUCUCCAGAAGUACCGGCUGCACAACAGAAGAUCCCCCGGUGUUGCUCCGGUGAGCCAGCCGAUCAUGUUGGUGGGUGGCCUCUGGGCUCCACAGGAGCAAAGCAGCUCCGGUUCACCCCAGGGUCCGCUUCAGUUCUCGGGAUCAGGUGUGGCCAUUUCUACGGCCACCGUCGGCGGUGACAGCAGCGGCAGCAGCAGCGACGAAGACGACAAGUCCGAAGGCUACAGCCGGAAAUGCGUGUAAGGUUGCGCGCGUUUAAUUUGCGGAGGAUCGUCGGAUGAGAGUGUAGAGAUAGCGUCGCGGCUUUUGCUUGCGCAUCGGUGUCGGUGGCAAUAAUAGAUUCAUCAGUCUGAACUGAAGAGAGGUUGUAGUGCAGCCAGGCCCAUGCAUACAGGGAGAUUGGGCGGUGUGCGUGUCAAGGUUUUUGGUGCGUGUGCGUGCGCCCAAGAGAUGAACUGAUCAUGAGUUGGGUUGCUGUGUCAUGUACGUACAUGGUGGAGAGGUUUUCUUGAGGCUUCCUAACUUUUAAUUUCCGGGCAGAUGCCAAAAUUUUCGCCCUGAGAAUCACAUAUUAUUUAUUAUACAUACAUACAUGCAAUAUUCGUUGCUUGCGUGUUGUCUUUGAGUCGAGCAGUAAUUAUGAGUAGUAUGUUAAUAUGUUAUUAUGGAAUGAA